Molecule: messenger RNA, 712 nt
Organism: Staurois parvus
Lineage: Eukaryota; Metazoa; Chordata; Amphibia; Anura; Ranidae
Source: the annotation of a GenBank genome assembly
GGGCACCGAGUCGUCUGGCAAGACUGGCGGGGCACCGAGUCGUCUGGCAAGACUGCGGGCACCGAGUCGUCUGGCGGAACAGCGGGCACCGAGUCGUCUGGCAAGACUGCGGGCACCGAGUCGUCUGGCGGAACAGCGGGCACCGAGUCGUCUGGCAAGACUGCGGGCACCGAGUCGUCUGGCAAGACUGCGGGCACCGAGUCGUCUGGCACGACAGUGGGCUCCGAGUCAACUGGCAUGACCGCUGGCACUGGGUCAGACAUUGGAUCGUCUGGCUGGACAGCGGGCAUCGGGUCACCAGGCAUCAGGUCAUUUGGCUCGCCAGCGGGCACCGCGUCAUCUGGCAAGGCAGUGGGCACCGAGUCACCAGGUACGACAGCGGGCUCUGAGUCAAUUGGCACGACAGCGGGCACCGGAUCAGGUACCGGAUCAUCCGGAUCAACAGCGGGCAUCGAGUCAACUGGCCUAAUAGGAUCGUCAGGCUGGAUCAGUUCAUCAUGCUGGGUAGAGGCAUCAGGCUAAAUGCAGGCAUCCGGCUGAGUAGAGGCAUCAGGCUGAGUGCAGGCAUCAGGCUGAGUGGAGGCUUCAGGCUGAGUGGAGGCUUCAGGCUGAGUGGAGGCUUCAGGCUGAGUGGAGGCUUCAGGCUGAGUGGAGGCUUCAGGCUGAGUGGAGGCAUCAGGCUGAGUACAGGCAUCAGGCUGAGUAAAGGCAU